AUGGUGGAACAACAACAACAAGAUUCUACAGCAGUGAAAAGAUCAUCAAGAUCUCCCACCACAAAACCUCCCUUCACUUUAAGUGAUGUCAAGAAAGCAGUCCCUCCGCAUUGCUUCGAGCGUUCUGCUUUUCGCUCUCUGUCCUACCUCUUAGGAGAUGUGAUCCUCUUCGUCUCGCUUUAUUAUAUCGCGACAAAUUAUAUCUUAAAAUCAGAAUUAGUACAAUCUUCCAAGUUAUAUUUUGUCGCCUCUUUCAUUAUUUAUUCGGUGCUUCAAGGAUUCCUCUUGUCGCGAUUUUGGGUAUUAGGCCAUGAAUGCGGGCACAACGCGUUCAGUGACUACAAAUGGCUCGAUGACACAGUCGGAUUCAUACUCCAUUCUGUCGUUCUGUUUCCUUAUUUUUCAUUUAAGUACAGUCACCACAGGCACCACUUGAGAACCGGAUCACUUGAAGAAGAGGAAUUCGACAUCCCUUUACUCAAGUCCCAAGUUCCUCUGGUUUUCAAGUACCUCAAAAACCCUGUAGCAAGGGUCUUGGUUGUUGGUGCAGUUCUGAUUGCAGCUGUGCCUCUGUACUUGCUUGUCAACUUCCGUGGUCGGGCUUAUGAUCAAUUCGCCUCCCAUUUCGAUCCCUACAGUCCCAUGUUCUCACAUAAGCAACGUCUUCAGGUCCUGCUUUCUGACGCUGGAUGCAUUGCCGUGAUUUAUACACUAUACAAUCUGGCUCUUUCGAGAGGGUUCGCUUGGGUGGCCUUUAUUUACAUCGGACCGUACCUAUUUCAUAAUUCUAUGCUAAUUAUAGUGGCGGUACUUCAACACACGAACCCUCUUGUGCCUUACUAUGAUUCCUCUGAGUGGGAGUGGUUGAAGGGGUCUAUGGCUACCAUUGAUCGCGAUUUUGGAUUUCUCAACGCGGUGUUCCUUCACCAGCCUAAUACUCAUGUAGCGCACCAUCUCUUUCCGAGAAUGCCUUAUUAUCAUGCUGUGGAAGCUACCAAAGCAUUUAGGCCUGUGUUGGGGGAGUAUUAUCAGUAUGAUUACACCCCUUUCUAUAAGUCACUGUGGAAUACUGUGAGUGAUUGUGUCUACGUCGAGGAAGAUGAACAGAACAAAGGGGUAUACUGGUAUAACAGUAAUUUUUGA
This is a messenger RNA of Daucus carota subsp. sativus, 1143 nucleotides long. RefSeq names its product delta(12)-acyl-lipid-desaturase-like. Bases 1 to 1143 code for a protein of 380 amino acids. The transcript has a single exon. Gene Ontology annotation, biological process: lipid metabolic process. NCBI's taxonomy places the organism in Eukaryota, Viridiplantae, Streptophyta, Magnoliopsida, Apiales, Apiaceae. Gene Ontology annotation, molecular function: oxidoreductase activity, acting on paired donors, with oxidation of a pair of donors resulting in the reduction of molecular oxygen to two molecules of water. The record is from RefSeq and is a predicted model, not a curated record.